Molecule: messenger RNA, 2463 nt
Organism: Phytophthora nicotianae INRA-310
Lineage: Eukaryota; Oomycota; Peronosporomycetes; Peronosporales; Peronosporaceae
Exons: 1
Coding region: 1-2463 (820 amino acids)
Molecular function (GO): protein binding
Source: RefSeq, a predicted model, not a curated record
AUGCCGGCGACCCGGAACUAUGGGACUCCGCGGAAACAGCAGUCGCGCGGGGACUUGUCAGCGUCAAUGGCGGUGAACGGAGCCAGCUCAGCUUCUGUUGCAAUGUUGAACGCCAGCUACAGCUACGAAAGCGGAGAGAGUAGCGCCGUGUAUGAAUACAACAGCCAGCGCAGCGAGGAACCGUCUUGGGACGGGUAUGGAGACCACCCGAGCUCACUGCGUCGACGACCGCCGGCCGUUGAAUCCAUGAUGGAGUCGGCUCGAUUGAGUGAUAAGCGAUUGCACGAAGUGGCUGCUGCGGCUGCUUCCAGUGUGAACUGGGGCGAACUCGACAUGGAACUGGCUGCAGCGAGUCUUAGUGAAAAGCACGAAAGCGUCUGGAAGCGAAAGAAGCUCCCGCGAGGCUACACGAACAGCGACGCUAUGAAGCUCUUCACUCGUCUCACAAUUCGUGACCGUCGACAUCAAACGCGUUGGGGACCCAAAGGGUUCGCUGUUCUAGCAGAGGGAUCUCUACCUUGCACCGUGCAGGAAAUGCGUCUUGUGUUUCGCGUAGCUUCCACUGACAUGUUUCGUGAUAUGAUGCGCUGUAUUUACCGUCGGGAAUUUGUCGAGGGCGAGCUCUUGCGUACGAUCAAGAUACAGCGAGGAGCUGGAAACCCAGCGAGAGCAUUCGAGAACAGAGAGUUAUCCGUCAAGACUGCAACUUUCGAAAGCGGAAGCAUGUUCUCCAAGAACGAAUCGUGGUGCUUUCUGGAGUUGCUGCAUCCUCGUAACCGAGCAAAAGAAGAGCAGUCGGCACGAAGAACAGCUUCGUCCACUGCCAGCGCGGUUAGCGCCACGCCUCCGCCGGCUUUCACACGAACACUUGUAUCCAUCGCACGUUCCAGUGUCGUCCUGGAUAACGCACUUACACCGCCGCCGCGUUCUCCGCCGCAUGUACCGAAUGUCGUCAUCAAUUACUCGUUCGAAGAAGAUCCCAGUGGUCGAGCCACUCGCGUGGUUUUCCACGGCGAAUAUUUGCCACCGGAUGCUCACGAUGCGUUCAAACGUGCAGGCCACGAACGACGUGUAGCGCGUCUCUGGAUGCUUCGUCUUGCUGCGAGUUGUCAUCGAUUCCUUCUGGUUGUACGACGACGUCGACUUGGAAUGCAGGUCAUCAUCAACAGCACGCGUCUUCCACUCGAGACCGUCGCCAAUGUCCCUCGUUGUGCUUGUUGCCGUCGCUCGUUCUCCAAGUUCUUCAAACGCACAAGAAAACGCUUGUGCUGUCUGUGCGGCUUCCUUGUCUGUGAGAAGUGCGCACACGCCCAAGAGCGCGAACACCGAGCGCGUGGUGAUACCCGUCCACAGAUCGAACAGGUUCGAGUGUGUGAACGCUGCCUCGUUCGUGUGGAUCGAGCUCGAUACACCGCAGUAACCGAGGAAGAUCUGCGUCCAGCGCGAGUGAUUUCAGACUCGCAGUCUCCGAUUGGCCGUGCGAACAGUACUCCAGGUGGCAGUCUUCGUGGCGUUGGCUCUCGACGCACUCGACCCACACUGAAGACACGUCCGGCGUCUUUAAAUGAUCUGUUGCUUGAGACCUUGGCAGACGCAACCGCAGGUGGCGAAGCUCAACGCAAACGUAAAGCCAGCGUGUUGAGUGUCAUGAAGGAUAUUGUAGACGAAGAGCGCGCUCGGAGACGAUCAAGCACUGCAAGGAUCCGUAGUGCGUCAGCAGGAGUCUCGAAAAGGGGAUUGCCUUUACUCGGGGAACGUGACGAAGAGACUGACGAUGGAGAAACUGAACAAACCGACGACGAACCAAUUGAUGAUGUGGAGCGUCUCAAACGAAUGUGGGGCGAGUCGCCACGCUGGGAAGACGACUAUCCGCUUGCUAAUGCCGACUCGAGAAGCUACCAGAUCGAGUUUCCUCAAGACCCGAUGGAAGCGAUCAUUCCACCGAUCCCUUCUAACGAGUAUAAGCGUCUAGAACUCAUCCGCCGACAGCAGCUGAAUGAACUCGGCGACGUACCUGAACUUGGCAUCAUCUGCUCACUGGCUUCGAAGGAGCUUGCCUGCGCUGUGAGCAUGAUUACUGUCGUUGACAAGGCUCAGCUUCAUGUGCUGGCUUCCACUCAUCCGGCAGUACCUGGUGGUAUGUCGUAUCCGAGAGAGCAGGGCUUCUGCGCACAGACCAUUCUGGACCCCCAUCCACUUGUAUCGCGUCACGUCCAGGCCGAUGUACGCUUCAGUGCCAUGUCGAGUGUGCGUAAGAUGGGCAUUAACUUCUACUGCGGCUUCCCGUUGAUGGGGUCGGACGGCAAGACGGUCAUCGGCUCCGUGUGCUGUGCCGAUCCGCAUGCCCGUGACCUCACACGAUCGCAGUACGCUGCCAUGAGCAGUCUAGCCAGCACAGCUUCACGUGUUGUUCAACGUGCUGCCGAGAAUCGAGCAGUGCGUGAAGACUCCGCUGAUGUUUAA